AUGGGCGCCCUCAGCCAAUGUGGCUCCGGCUUCGAUCGAAUCGAGCCGCGCCGAGCCCCCUCGGCCCCGGGCCCCGCCGCGCCGCCGCCCGCCCACGCCGCCCAGCCGCCCAGGGCCGCCCAUGGCGUCGCCGCCGCGCAGCUCGACGCGCCCGACCGGCAGCCGCAGCAGGAGCCGGGAGUGCUACGGACCGCGCGGCCGCAGCCACCGCCGCAGCCCCCGCAGCAGCAGCAGGUCCAGCAACAGCUGGGGGGGCCGCCGCCGCCGGGGCUGCAGCUGCCGGGGCCGCCGCCGGGGCCGCCGCCGGCGCCGCCGCCGGCGCCGCUGGACGAGGAUGCCCUGGCCAUCGCACCCACGCCGACGCCGUCGCCGAUCGACAGGCCCGUCGUGAAGUGCGGGGACAAGUGGUACGUGGCUGGGUGCGGACCUGAUCGUGAGCCACCAAGCGAGGGCCAGGGCAUCGCGGCCGCGCUGGCGGCGCUCCAGGAGCAGCUCACGAUCCACGCGACGCGGGCGCCCUGGUCCGAGCUCAAGGCCUUCCCGCCGGUGCCCUACGUGCCCAUCAUGUGUGCGCCCGUCCAGAUCGCCUGCUUCGCAGAGAUCUUGGCGCGCUUCCGCGCAGCGGGCUACCUGGACUGCCAGGAGUUGCCGGAGGCGGCGAAGCAGAUCGUCAUCCGCCAGUACCUCCAGCACGGAGGCGGCUGCUGGGUCGAGAAGGAUCCCGACGGCCUGCUGACGGCCAGUGGGGCGCAGGGCCAGGGCUCCGCGCCAGCCUCGCCCAGCUCGCGCACCGCGAGCACGGUGGACGGGCAGGCCGCGCCGCGGACGCCCGUGGAGGGCUGGUCGCCGCGGCUCUCGAGCUCGACGUUCAAGGUGCUGGACACCUGGGAGCGCGGCCGCCACAAGAUCCGAGACCGCCGGCCGUCCAUGCAGAGCCUGUACAUCCGGAAGUCCACCCUCUCCUCCAGCAACGCCGUCUGGGGGCAGCUCGGCGACGAGGAAGAGGCCCGCGAGCCGGCCUGGUGGGAGGAGCGGCUGGAGAGGCUGGUCGUGGAGCCGAACUCCUGCGUCUCGGACCCCAUCUUUGAACCACCGAUCGUCCACAUCUGCUGGGAGUCCGUCGGCCUGUGCCUCGUCCUCUACGACGUCGCCACGGCGCCGCUGCGGCUCCUGGACCCCCUGGACGGCGCCGCGUUCUUGCUGGCGGCGUGGCUGGCGCGCCUGUUCUGGACGCUCGACGUGCCGUUCUCCUUCCUGACCGGCUUCGUCUCGCCCCAGGGCAGGAUCGAGCUGCGCGCCGCCCGGGUGGCGGCCCACUACGCCCGCGGCCGCCUGCCGCUGGACCUCGCCGUCCUCGCCUGCGACUGGGCGGAGGCCCUGGCGUCGUCCGCGAGCAGCGCCGGCGCCUCUGGCGACCCGGCGCUGCUGCGCCUGCUGGCGCUGCUGCGGGGCGUGCGGCUGGUGCGGCUGGUGCGGCUGGCGAGGGCCCAGCACAUCGCCGCGCUCGUCUCCCAGCGCGUGCGCUCCGAGGGGGUCAAGCUCUCCGUCUCGAUCGCGCUGAUCAUGUUCGCGCUGCUGGUGUUGAUCCACGUUAUCGCGUGCGCAUGGCACGGGGUGCGCUACGGCCUGGAGCGGGGCACGGCCCAGGGCCAUGGUCUCGGGGAGGAUUAUUUCGAGGCGUUCCACUGCGUGCUGGCGCUAUUCCUGGGCGAGCAUCUGGUGCCGCCCCAGAGCCUGGGUGAGCGCGUCUUCACCAUCCUGGUACUCGUCUUCAGCUUCAUGGUCUCCUCGUGCUUCGUCGGCUCUCUCACCACCGCGAUGACGCAGCUGCGUAUCAUCGCCGGCAAGCGCUCCACGCAGUUCGCCGCCCUCAACCACUACCUCUCCGACGCGGGCAUCUCCCGCGAGCUCUCCGCCCGGGUGGUGCUCAACGCGCGGCACGCGCUGCGCGAGCAGAAGCGCCUCACGCCCGAGAGCAGCGUGGAGCUGCUGCAGCUGAUCUCCGACCCGCUGAGGUGCGAGAUCCACUUCGAGGUCUUCUCGCCAACGCUCACCGUGCACCCGUUCUUCCACCUGCUGAACGGAGUGAACCCGGCGGGCGUCCGGCACGUGUGCCACGCGGCGGUGUCGGCCGUGUCGCUGUCGCGCGGCGACGUGCUCUUCUCGGAGUUCGAGGUGCCGACGUCGCCGCGGAUGUUCUUCGUGUUGCGCGGGCGGCUCAGCUACGCCAGCGGCACGGAGGCGCAGCGGGUCGUCGACCAGGCCUGGCUGUCCGAGCCUGUGCUGUGGACGGCCUGGGCGCACCGGGGCACCCUGCGCGCCCAGGCCGAGGCGAACCUGCUGGCGCUGGACGCGCACAGGUUCAUCAACAUAAUGAGCACCUUCCCCACGCUGCACAGCCUGAACUACGCCACCAAGUUCGUGGAGAACCUCAACACCGAGGGUGCCCACGACUCGUUGACGGACCUCGGGGCCUCGGAGGAGGAGGCCCGGAAGCUCGCCGUGCAGGCCUUCCAGGAGCACGACCUCAACUUCGAGCCCCCCGCCGAAUGGGCCGGCGGAAGGCGGAUGUCCAUCCUGUCCGUGGCGUCGCUGCUCUCCGCGACCUCGCUUGGCGCCACCCGGCCCGGCCGCGUGGCCCUGCCCGGCCGCCGGGCGUCCAGCGCGGAAGUGGCGCCUGCCUCGCCGCGGCCGCCCCUGCCGGACACGUGA
Messenger RNA from Prorocentrum cordatum, 2712 nucleotides. The record is from the annotation of a GenBank genome assembly. Lineage: Eukaryota; Dinophyceae; Prorocentrales; Prorocentraceae.